AUGGUUACGUGCGAUGCCGGGGCUUAUGGUGCUGAAACUUCCAAGGGCGAGCCCGUUGUGAAACCGCGCCGGUGGAUCACCAACUCCGACUUCCUGGCGGACAACCUGUCGAGAAGGAUGACUGCCGAGCAGAAGCAGUACUGCGUCACGAUCGAGGGCAACGAGACCGAACGCUCGGGCGCCUACUGCGACGGCCUUGUCGACGCCAUCCUGAACGGCGUCUACCAGGCACGCUUUACCAAAAAGGCCUAUGAGGUGAUGUUCGCGCGACCUGUCCCCGAUGCUGAGGCAUGGAGGUCACUGCUGGAUGAGGUGGAGUCCCGCUUCACGAACAGCAACAAGAAGCCGUUCACAUUGCCCGACAACGACCCCAUGCUGAAAGCCAUCAAGGAGUUGGUCCCCUGGGAGAUUACGCGAGCUCAAGCUGCGUGGCUACCACUUGCUCGACGACUACCUCAAGAGUUUCCUUACACUCACCACGGAGCCGCGCUGAGGCUGACCUCCGGCGACUUCCAACUUGAGGCCGAGGACUUGUCGUCCAUCAAGUGCGAGCUCCCUGAACAAGAUCCCGGAGUACAAGAACAGCCACCGCCCCUGCCAGGUGAUCAAGCCGAAGCUGCACCUUCUCAACGUCAACUUCGACUCGCCGGCUAUGACGCUGAGAUUUGGUUCGAAGAUCCGCCUCGAGAGGUUGAUCGCAAGCUUCAAUAUUCGUUGGGGCGGCUCCACGUCAACAUGGGCCACGCACCUAAGGCCGAGCUGGUGAGGAUGCUUGCUGCUGCAGGCAACCUAAGCAAGAAGGUGCUGACUGGCUUGGAUUGCUUGCGAUGUGGAAGCUGCUUGCGAACCCGUCAGCCACGACCACCACCUACCUCGUCAACUCUGAGCAACUACUCCGGCUACUUCGGCGAGGUCCUUCAGUCCGACGUGGUCUACCUCCGGAUGAUCAAUGGCGAGAAUGUUCCCGUCCUUGGCGUCACCUGCGAGGCAACCUCAUAUCAUGCCGCCAAGGUCCUGGAGUCGCGACAACCGGCGCAUGCUUUAGCAACAUUGCUGGAAAUAUGGUACCGACCUCUUGGACUACCUCUACGCUUCAAGACGGACCCCGGCGGCGAGUUCGGUGGCGAAGUAACCACGUUCCACAUGCGCCACGGCAUCCUGCGCGAGACGGUUCCUGCCGAAGCUCACUUCCGCAUCGGCAAGAUCGAAAGAGAAGAGCUCGACCAGUGCUUGAUUGCCGUGCUGCGCACCAUCAAUUCGUGUACGUUCUCACACGGAAGAUCACCGGCCCAAGCUGUGUUUGGACGUGUGGCGCGGCCUCUCGGAGACCUGGUGAGCGACCCCUUCAGCCUCGUCACGUCACCUGACCCGGGCCUGAUGCGACCCGAGAUCCUUCGAGCAGAGGCUAUGAAAGCCCUUGCAGAGCACACCGCCAGCUCAGCCACACGCAGAGCGGUGCUGAGGAAGACUCAUCACCAACAGAACCUUCGAGACUUGCAGCCCGGCCAGGCAGUUGCGUUCUGGCGGUGGUCUGGAAGGUCGAGGCAACAUAAACGUGGAGCCUGGGCCUUACCAAGGUUUGUCUCCCACGAUCCCGACAACAAGUCCGUCUGGCUUCAAGUCAACACCGCCACCGUGAAGGUUGCGAACAAUCAGGUUCGGGUGGCCUGUGGAUGGGAAGAGUGGACACCCUCUCCAGAGGACAUUGCCAUCCUCAAAGACGCUGAGCGAAACCUCCGCUACAACCUCUGGGAAGAUCAACGAGAAGAGCCUCCCACAGCAUUGGAAGAUGCAACGGCAGAGCUGGCUGGUCAACUUCCUGCCAGACCUGCGCCUCUACCUGUUCGCGAUCAAGAUUACUGGCGAUACGUCGACAACCGCUUCAUCCGCGUCCACGUGGUUCCCCGCUACGAGCUGUACAUCCCCGUGCCGGGCGACUGCGACUUCAACGUGGACGACCUUGCGGACGCCAGGCAGACGCACAUCCACGAGCACGAGGAGCAACCCGAAGAAGACCAGUGGCGAGACCCCAGGCCUGGACCGGUACCACAACCUUCUUUCGGAAACAACAUCCUGCAGAACAACCUCGCGCUCUUCGAAUGCCUACGUCGUCCGCUCUGCAACAACCUCAACGACUACCUGCUCAACGGCAAGUUCACUCACGAGGAGCUGGAAGCGCAGCAACAGACGACGGUUCAGCAGCAACAGACGGCGGUUCAGCAGCAGUCCAACGUGCAGAACUACUACGACAACAGGCAGACCAAGAUCACGUACACCGUCACGGAGGACAAAAGUGUGCCAGAGACACCUCCCUUUAGCGCUCCGGCGCCUGGAACUCCUGAGUACCAGUUUGAAGCACGAGCUCAACCAGACGUACCACCUUUGAGUGCCACCGGCUUAGACGAUGGCCUGAGCGUGGAGCACACGAGCUGCCCACCAGCAGCCACGACUUGUCCCGUUCCUGUGACAAGCACGCAACCUGCCUCAGAGGGCGCGGCAAGGGCAAGCACCGACGCACCACCUCCACAACAAGAGCAGCAACUACCACAGCUACCUCAGAAACGCGCAGCUGACGUGUUGCUAAGUGGCAUCUUCGAACUUUGUGUCGAUGACUUCGGCGAGGCAGUCCUGCAGCGUGCCGACGAGACCGUGGACAUGCCCAUCCCGUUUCACAACGAGACCUACUACAAGGCCUACUUAGCCAGCAAGCAACGCGUCAACGACCUCAAGAAGGACGGCGUCAACGAAGACCCAACACGAGAGGACGCUUCCUCUUCUGAAGACGAGGGCAAGACAGUGUGCUCAAGCAACUGGACAGAGAGCUGCCCUGGAAAGAGCUCACUUCGCAACCACGUGCCCAGUACGAGAAGUACCUCGAGUCUGUCCGUGCAGAGGAGGACAACUAACUGGAUGCGAUGGGGCGGGAUUAAGCCACUUUCUCAUAAAGAGGCUGACAAGAUCCUCAGUGAUCCCAAGCUCUCUAAACGAGUGCUCAAGUCCCGGGCGGCGUACCGAGACAAGAACAAGGGCCUGGGAGAAGUGAAGGCCAAGUGCAGAGUGGUCCUGAUUGGAUGCAACGACCCCGACAUCUUCAAG
This is a messenger RNA of Symbiodinium pilosum, 3096 nucleotides long. The record is from the annotation of a GenBank genome assembly. Lineage: Eukaryota; Dinophyceae; Suessiales; Symbiodiniaceae.